Messenger RNA from Seriola dumerili (greater amberjack), 639 nucleotides. RefSeq names its product heat shock protein family B (small) member 6 (gene hspb6). The transcript is spliced from 4 exons. Gene Ontology annotation, biological process: protein refolding; response to heat. NCBI's taxonomy places the organism in Eukaryota, Metazoa, Chordata, Actinopteri, Carangiformes, Carangidae. The record is from RefSeq and is a predicted model, not a curated record. The coding region runs from base 193 to 627 and encodes 144 amino acids. Gene Ontology annotation, molecular function: protein folding chaperone.
CACAACAGUGAGUCGCGGCCAGCACCCAGUGGGAGAGGAGCUCGGAGCCAGACAGGCUGACGCACCAGUUCAUCACUGGAUCUCACUAUAUCUCAUUCAGGACUUAACACACGCAGGGGAACACGAGCUGUUAAACAGGGGCUGUCCUUUCCGUCGUACACACUAACUUGGUCAGGGAAUUUAAGAACAGAAAUGGACUUCAUCCUGCCACCUACUCUGCCAGCCGGUGGUAUCCCAUGGGAGAAGGUUUUACCACCUCUCAUUCCUCGGCUGAAUGGUACCUAUGGACAAUAUAAUUGGUCGCCGAAAUUACUGAUACCAGAGACUGAUAAUACCAGCCCUGCAGAGGUGAACUGUGAUGACACUGGAUUUACAGUUCAAGUUGAUGUUAAGCAUUUCAACCCAGAGGACCUCAUGGUUAAAGUCAUAGGGGACUUUAUAGAGGUUCAAGGAAAGCAUGAAGAAAAGAAGGAUGGUCCUGGGUUUACAACACGGCAGUUUAACCGCCGCUACCGAAUCCCAAAGGGAGUGGACACCAUGGCUUUGGAGUCAGCAGUCUCUCCAGAUGGCAUCCUUAUCAUAUCUGCACCUAUGCUGGAAAAUGACAACUCCAGAUCCCUGACCUAAUCACAUUAAUAC